CUCAGUUAAAGCGACCUCACCAAGGCGCACACGCAUCCGGGGGCCACUUCACCUCUGUGAUGACCUAACUGAGAGAGCGGCAGAUCGGACUGUCAGAGCCGCAGAGAGCCGCUGCUGAGCUCACACACAGGAAGGACUGAAACUACAGGUAGACACACUUUGAAGUUUCUCCGGUGAACUCCGGCGCGUGCUGCUCCUCUCCUGCGUGGGUUGGACCAGAAGGAGCGACCUGUUGGUCCCGUGGAGCUCUGAAGGGCCCUCGGUUGUUGCGUUGCGUGUCCGACAUACAAGUCCCCGACAGGACUUAAAAGCCUGCUGUCAGGAUGAUGUCCUACAUAAAGCAACCCCAUUACACCAUGAACGGGUUAAAUUUGCCUGGCCCCGGAAUGGAUGUGCUGCACACAACCAUCGCGUAUCCCUCCACUCCCCGGAAGCAGCGCAGAGAGCGCACCACCUUCACCCGCACACAGCUGGACAUCCUGGAGGCGCUGUUCUCCAAAACCCGCUACCCAGACAUCUUCAUGAGGGAGGAGGUGGCCCUCAAGAUCAACCUGCCGGAGUCACGUGUGCAGGUUUGGUUUAAAAACCGUCGUGCCAAGUGCCGUCAGCAGCAGCAGCAGAGCACUGGCCAGUCCAAGCCUCGCCCCCCAAAGAAGAAGGCCUCCCCCGUACAGGAAGUCAGUGCCCCUGACCCCAUCCCUAACCCCUCCGGCUCUUACAGUCCCUCCUCCGCCCAGUCAGGGCCCAGCCUGGUCCCGAGCUCCAACAAUGGAAACACUUCCGUGUCCAUCUGGAGCCCGGCUAUCUCACCCCUGCCCGACCCCCUGGCCUCCUCAGCCCCCUGCAUGCAGCGGCCCUCACCUUACCCUAUGAGCUACGGCCAGCCGUCGGCCUACACCCAGGGCUACGCCAGUACCACCUCCUACUUCACCGGCCUGGACUGCAGCGCUUACCUGUCCCCCAUGCACUCGCAGCUGUCCGGCACCGUGGGAGCCCUCAGCCCCAUCACAGUGCCCUCCAUGGGGGGCUCCCUAAGCCAGUCCCCGGCCUCGCUGUCAUCACAGGGCUACAGCACGGCCUCCUCCCUGGGCUUCACCUCUGUGGACUGCCUGGACUACAAGGACCAGCAGGCCUGGAAACUGGGCUUCACCACAAUGGACUGCCUGGACCACAAGGACCAGAACUCCUGGAAGUUCCAGGUCCUGUAAUCUCUCAAUUAUGUGGCGUGAUAAAGGUGGCGUUCAUGUGUAUCAACACGCUGUGUGUGUCAGCGUGUGAGAUAGUGAGAAGAGGUUUGCCCGAGGACUUGUUAUCUUUGAUCUUCAGUUUCCUGUUUGUAAUAAUCUGUUUUAUUUUCUAAAGGUGUCCUCUGUAGAAAUGCUUUUUAUUUGAAUGACUUUGGAGAUGAAGGGCCCGGUGUGUAUCAUCACGCUGCCUCUUUGCAAAUCAUGUCUGUUCCCUUCUUCAUGCUACGUUAAAAAAGGGAACAGAAGCCUCAAGAGUUUGUUAAAAAAAGUUGUGGAGACAAAUGAAAACACAUUGAGCCAAGUCUUCUGUUAAAAUGACGUGUGACACAUACACACUGUGCGUUUCAUUUUGUUUUUAAUGUGCAUUGUCAUAGAGUGAAGGGAGAGCUGCUCCUAUAGGUCACCUCCUCCUUCAGGGUUAAAUCAUUUUAAGAUAUUUAUUAUUAUUUAAUGCUACGUUCAAAUAUGUCAUUUGGUUUAGAUAUUGUUGAGCAUUUAUUUGUGUUGCGUAUUACAGUGUUAGCCUUUAGUGUUAUCAUCCCAAAAUGUUUGAUGGAAAAAAAAUGAUUUUCUGUUUAAGUUGUGUCAUUUAUUAAAAGGAUCUAUACUUCA
Molecule: messenger RNA, 1859 nt
Organism: Eleginops maclovinus (Patagonian blennie)
Lineage: Eukaryota; Metazoa; Chordata; Actinopteri; Perciformes; Eleginopidae
Product: homeobox protein otx5-like
Exons: 3
Coding region: 324-1208 (294 amino acids)
Biological process (GO): regulation of transcription by RNA polymerase II; multicellular organism development
Cellular component (GO): nucleus
Molecular function (GO): RNA polymerase II cis-regulatory region sequence-specific DNA binding; DNA-binding transcription factor activity, RNA polymerase II-specific
Source: RefSeq, a predicted model, not a curated record